CUCCUGGAACAUCUGUUGUCCUGCCAGAUGACGGAUGUUGCUGGUCCAUGGAGUCCCAGAUUACAGAGGUUCAGCCUGUGAUUGCUGAGUAAUUGGAUUUCCGAUCACAGAAGGAAAAUAUCAUGUCUCGGUUACGCCAGCCCCCUCUUGUAACUGGUAUCUCUCCCAAUGAAGGCAUUUCAUGGACAAAAGUCACAAUUAGAGGAGAAAACUUGGGAACUGGGCCAACAGACCUGAUAGGUUUAACAAUCUGUGGACACAACUGUCUGCUGACUGCUGAAUGGAUGUCUGCUAGUAAAAUAGUAUGUCGAGUGGGACAAGCUAAAAAUGAUAAGGGGGACAUAAUUGUCACUACCAAAUCGGGUGGCAGAGGAACUUCGACUGUUUCUUUCAAACUUCUGAAACCUGAGAAAUUAGAUAUCUUGGAUCAGUCUGCUGUCUGGGUUGAUGAAAUGAACUAUUAUGAUACGCGCACUGACAGGAAUAAAGGGAUUCCCCCCUUGUCUCUACGUCCAGCCAAUCCGCUUGGUAUUGAGAUAAACAAAAACAGAUUUCCCCAGAAGGAUUUGGAGGCACUGUUUCCUGGGAUGAGUGCUGAUUUCACUAGUGAAAACUUCUCUGCUGCGUGGUAUUUAAUAGAGAACCAUUCAACAACAAGUUUUGAUCAGCUCAAAAUGGCAGUCAUGAAUUUGAAGAAGCAGGCAAACAAGAAAAAUGAGGGGAGUCUAGCAUAUGUAAAAGGAGGUCUGAGCACUUUUUUUGAAGCACAAGAUGCCCUGUCAGCAAUCCAUCAAAAACUGGAAGCGGAUGGAACGGAAAAAGUAGAAGGAUCCAUGACGCAAAAACUGGAGAAUGUUCUGAACAGGGCAAGUAACACUGCAGAUACUUUAUUCCAAGAAGUGUUGGGUCGCAAAGAUAAGGCAGAUUCAACAAGAAAUGCACUCAAUGUCCUUCAACGUUUUAAAUUUCUUUUCAACCUUCCUCUUAAUAUUGAAAGGAAUAUCCAAAAGGGUGAUUACGAUGUGGUCAUUAAUGACUAUGAAAAAGCCAAGUCAUUGUUUGGGAAGACUGAAGUUCAAGUGUUCAAAAAAUAUUAUGCUGAAGUUGAAACACGAAUUGGAGCCCUAAGAGAUCUUCUUCUGGAUAAAUUGCUUGAGACUCCAUCAACAUUACAUGAUCAAAAACGUUAUAUAAGAUACCUUUCUGACCUGCAUGCUUCUGGAGACCCUGCCUGGCAGUGUAUUGGUGCCCAGCACAAAUGGAUUCUUCAACUCAUGCACAACUGCAAAGAGAGCUAUGUCAAAGAGCUAAAAGGGAUUUCAUUGUUACAUAGCCCCAUGCUGGACCUGGACAGUGAUGUGCGUCCCUCUCCACUUGGCCAUCUCAGUCAGACUGCUUCACUUAAAAGGGGCAGCAGCUUUCAGUCAGGUCGUGAUGACACUUGGCGUUGCAAAGCUCCUCAACAAGUUGCAUUUGUUGAAAAGUUGACAAAACUUGUUGUAAGUCAGCUCCCCAACUUCUGGAAACUCUGGAUUUCUUAUGUGAAUGGAAGCCUUUUCAGUGAGACUGCUGAAAAAUCUGGUCAAAUGGAAAGGUCAAAGAAGAAUGCUAGGCAAAGACAGAAUGAUUUCAAGAAAAUGAUUCAGGAAGUGAUGCAGUCCCUGGCAAAACUGAUCCGUGGCGCUUUGCUUCCAUUUAGCCUCAGAGAAGGAGAGCUGAGAGAGUAUGGUGGUUGGGAAAUGAAAUCUGAGCUCUCUGGACAGUGGCUAACACAUGUCAUCCAGACUGUAAGGCUUAGUUAUGAAUCCCUUACUGCACUUGAAAUACCAAAUGAUAUGCUUCAUAUCAUCCAGGAUCUUAUUUUGGAUCUUCGAGUACGUUGUAUAAUGGUCACCUUACAACACACAGCUGAAGAUGUGAAGAGGUUAGCUGAAAAGGAAGAUUGGGUGGUUGAUAAUGAAGGUUUAACAUCUCUGCCAUCCCACUUUGAGCAGUGCAUUAUGCAUUCCUUGCAGUCACUUAAGAGUGUUCUUGACUGCAAACCAGGAGAAGCCAGUGUUUUCCAGCAACAUAAAACACAGGAGGAUGUGUGCCAGCUAAGUAUUGGUAUCAUACAGGUUUUCAUAGAUUGUCUGGAACAACUGAGCACCAAGCCUGAUGGUGAUAUAGAUACCACACAUCUUUCAGUUGAUGUUUCAUCUCCCGAUUUAUUUGGAAGCAUUCAUGAGGAUUCUAGUUUAUCUUCCGAGCAAAGGCUUUUAAUUGUACUCAGUAACUGCCGCUACCUGGAACGUCAUACUUUCAUAAAUAUAGCUGAACACUUUGAGAAACACAGCUUCCAAGGAGUUGAAAAAAUAACUCAAAUUAGUAUGGAAUCCUUAAAGGAGUUGGAUCUAAGACUGUUUGAAAUUUACAUUGAAUUGAAGGCAGAUCCUAUAGUUGGCUCACUAGAACCUGGCAUUUAUGCAGGAUAUUUUGAUUGGAAAGAUUGUCUCAUUCCAACAGGUGUCAGAAACUAUUUGAAAGAAGCAUUAGUGAAUAUCAUAGCUGUGCAUGCAGAGGUAUUCACCAUCUCUAAGGAAUUAGUGCCUCGAGUACUGUCAAGGAUUGUAGAAUCUGUUGCUGAAGAACUAAGUCGACUGAUGCAGUGUGUGUCAUCAUUCAGUAAAAAUGGAGCUUUACAGGCAAGGCUUGAAAUUUAUGCAUUGCGAGAUGCUGUGGCCGUAUACCUAACACCAGAAAGCAACUCAAGCUUUAAGCAAGCUUUGGAAGCCCUGCCUCAACUCUUAAGUGGAGCAGACAAAAAGCUAUUGGAAGAGCUACUAAACAAAUUUAAAAGUAGCAUGCACCUGCAGCUCACCUGCUUUCAAGCUUCUUCAGCACUGAUGAAAACAUAGACAACAGUGAAAUCCAACCAUCCCACAAAAGAACACAGAUAAACAUACUCCUAUUACUUCUGUAUGUUUUCACUGCCUUUAAACACUUAUCAGAAUACUUAUGCCAUUGGACUGGUGUUUCAGUUCAUAAUAAGUACUGGUGUGACCCAAUCACGUGGUGUAUCCUUCUAAAUAAGAAAAGUUAUUAGAAAUGUUUCAGUAAAAAUACUGGGUUUUUUUUUCCUAUUAAGGCUGCUAACCCAAUUUUGUUCUAAUAUCCUUUUCAUUUGUAUGCUCCAAAGUAUAUUUUAUUUGUUAGUAAUAUAUUUUGAAAAUGUGUUGUUAGACAUUUUUUAAUAUCUCUGUGUAUCAGUUUGCAAUUUCCUGGACACACAUGGACAAUGAUAAGAAUGGAUGUGUGUGCUAGCAUGUUGUAGGAAUCAACUGGCUUAAACUAUCCAGAUGCAUAUUACAAAUUUUCCUACCUGUAGAUGGCUCUAAUACAUAUUUAAAUAUACUAUGCUGGAGGGAGCUGUUUAUUUAAAAAUAUACUCAAGGUAAUUUCUCAGCCAUUGUCUUCAAUCUGAAUGGUCAUAAAUCCCAUUAUUUACGUUUUUUAAAAAGUUCAACUGCUCUGCUCAGGGCAGUGCUGUGCUCUUUAUUCUGGUACACUUCAGUCAGAAAGUCAAGGUUACUUAUCUACCCAAAAUAUAGUAGUAUGUUUAUUUCUUUCAGUGGCCACUUAAAAGUUAGUGGCUAUUUCUACAUUGUAAAUGCAAGCAUUGCAAUAUAAUACCUCUAUCAGUUUUCACUAACUCAAAUAUUCUACAGAAGUCAAAUAACUUCUCAGAUAAUAAAAAAUAAGCUACCCAUAGUCACUGAAUUUUGUUGCUUCCUCCCCACUUCCUCUCCUGCCUUUCCUCCUCCUUCCAGACUUACUCCCUCUGUCUACUGUCCCUCCCCAACUCUGUCAUUCUCAUCAGGAAAUAGUGAAUUCGUGUUGUGAGUGGUUGGAGAUUAAGCAGACCAAAUGCAAAUUCUGUUAUUGGCAUAGAUGUGUAAUCCUACAAGCUGUGUAUGUAUCAGAGCUUCUCUAGUGACCAUUAGGAGUCAAUCCUGUGGCUUAAUGUAAAAUACAAGAUGGAACAAAUAUUAGUAUAGACUAUUAGCUUUGGGGGAGCUUUUUAAUUGAUGCACUAAAAGAAUAAUGCCCAAUAAUUGUCUAAUGUUUAUGUAUUUAAAGUUAUUUCUGGUUUACAGAAGCCAUAAUUUGAAUUCACAAAACAUCUUCAAGAAUUACCAGAAAUUCUUUAUCUUGCCAAUACAGUUAAGUGCUUUGAAAACAAAUUGUAAAGCUUCAAUAGUAAACUAUAAAAUACUGUAAAAAAAAAAGUUUGAUGCCAAGAGAUGUGUGCCUAAAGAAGCGUUAAGAACCUUUUAAUAAAAAUGUGACAUUUUUUAUUGUAUAUGCUUAUGGAGGGAAUAUUAAACAAUUACCUGGGCCACUGUUUUUUUCCCAAAUAUGUUAUCUAACUAAAGCCGAGUACAUACAUUUGUAGGCUCAGUUUCUGGUAUGACUGUACGGUUUGUUAGACCUGUAAAGGCGCUAGGUUCAGAAUAAUAAAGUGGUGUUUAUGCAAGAUG
Pelodiscus sinensis (Chinese soft-shelled turtle) is the source of this 4520-nucleotide messenger RNA. The record is from RefSeq and is a predicted model, not a curated record. NCBI's taxonomy places the organism in Eukaryota, Metazoa, Chordata, Testudines, Trionychidae.